AUGCCGACCGAGCACGCCGACCGAGCGGCGAUCGAGCGAGCCCAGGACGUCCUGUACGACGAAGGCACGAAGCUACGGCAAGAGGUGUUUGGACCCCAGUACAUCAGCCAGUCAAAGAGCCUUCCCGAUUUUUUACAACCAGUGCAAACGAUGGCGGUCACUGCCGGCUGGUCACUGUGCUGGUCGAGGCCUGGUCUGGACCGCAAAACACGAUCGAUGCUCUGCUUGGCCAUGUUGGCUGUCAUGGGACAUGAAAAAGAGCUGGCUGUUCAUGUCCGCGGCGCUAUCUCUAACGGGUGUAGUCAAGAGGAGAUCCGAGAAACUGCAGUCUAUGGUGGUGUGCCCUGCGCGGCGAGAGCGACUCGGAUCGCGUGGGAUGCGCUGCAGGAGGUGGAUGACGGCGAUGCUUUACAAAAACAGAUACAGGAAUAA
Messenger RNA from Aspergillus bombycis, 432 nucleotides. RefSeq lists its product as uncharacterized. The coding region runs from base 1 to 432 and encodes 143 amino acids. Gene Ontology annotation, molecular function: peroxiredoxin activity. Lineage: Eukaryota; Fungi; Ascomycota; Eurotiomycetes; Eurotiales; Aspergillaceae. The transcript is spliced from 2 exons. The record is from RefSeq and is a predicted model, not a curated record.